AUGGCGGUUCGCGCUAUGAAUGGUAGCGCAAUCUUGCGCUGCUGCGCGGCGUCGCCACCUAUCGCCGCCGUAAGAUGCUGCGUCCACCAGUACAAGGGUGUUCACUUUCACCGUGGUCGCCAAUCCACCAAACUAGGGUUUCGGUUAUCAAUUUUCCAGCGGAAUUAUAAUCAAGUUAUUAGUGUUGGAGAUAGAAUUGUUGCAAUUCGAAAUUAUUCGGUGCAGAGCCUUGUGGAUAUGGUCGUGGAAGAACUUGAAUCGUUGCGCAAGCGCGGCAGAGUUCGCGCGUCCAACAAGUUGGAACUGAAAAGCAGUGAAGCUAUUCUUGAAAAUAAGUUAGGGAAACGGGUGCUGCAGAAAGGAUUUUUGCUAGAGUUCAAGAAAGAUCCGGAGAGGGUAUUGCUGGCAGUUGCACAGAAGCCUGAUGGCAAGAAGAAUUGGAUGGUUUCUGAUCAGAAUGGUGCCAUGACCUCCAUUAAGCCGCAACAAAUUACUUUCAUUGUUCCUGGUGUUGAAAACUUUGACCACACAGAGAUGUUAGACUUUGUUCAGAGAGCUCAGAGUAAUUUGGAUCCCACAUUGCUUGAGUUUGCCUGGAUUGAGCUUCUUGAAAAGAACAAAUCAGUAAGAGUGGAAGAGCUGGCUGAGAUGAUUUUUGGUAGUGCUGAGCCUCUUGAGAGCUAUUGUGCUCAUCUACUGCUUUCAAAGGAUGACAUAUACUUCACUGUUUUGGAGAGUAAAGGUUCAUUUUCUGUUUAUGGGCCUCGACCUGCUAUUCAGGUUGAAGAACUUCUACGGCGAAAGCAUGCCAAAGAAGCUGCUGAGAAAGAACUUCAAGAGUUUGUGAAAUUACUGAAAUCUGCCAGGGAAAUGCCACGGCAUUCAAAACCCAAAAAAUCUUCAUGGAGAACUGAAGAGAAGAUCUGGAAUAGAAUUGAGUCUCUGGAAGCAUAUGCAAUAGACAAUUGCAGGAAUGAUGACCAAAAGAAAACAGCUGCAAUGAUUCUGAAGGCCAUGGGACUAGCUAAAACAGCAUCAGCUGCAGUAGGUCUCCUCAUAGAUAUUGGUUAUUUCCCUGUACAUGUCAAUCUUGAUUUGUUAAAGUUGAAUAUUCGUACUGAUUAUCCGGAAGAGAUUCUAGCAGCUGCUGAAAGUGUUCUUUUAGAGUCUCCUGACCUGGAUAAGGUUGACAGAAUAGAUUUGACUCACCUGAAGGUGUAUGCAAUUGAUGUUGAUGAAGCUGAUGAGCUUGAUGAUGCAUUGAGCGCAAUAAGGCUACAGGAUGGCCGCAUUAGGGUUUGGAUACAUGUUGCAGAUCCGACUAGCUUAAUUCAACCUGGGAGCAUGAUAGACAAAGAGGCAAUGAAGAGGGGAACUUCUGUAUUUUUACCAACUGCUACUUACCCUAUGUUUCCUGAGAAACUGGCCAUGGAAGGCAUGAGUUUGAAGCAAGGAAAGCCAUGUAAUGCCGUUACAGUUUCUGUUGUGCUACACUCUGAUGGCAGCAUUGCAGAAUACUCGGUGGAAAACUCAAUUAUCAAACCAACAUAUAUGCUAACAUACGAGAGCGCAUCUGAACUUCUCCAUCUGAACCUAGAAGAGGAAGUUGAACUCAGACUUCUUUCUGAGGCUGCUAUGCUCCGGUUACGGUGGCGUCGGGGACAGGGUGCAAUAGACACAUCCACGAUAGAAGCAAGAAUCAAGGUGACUAAUCCAGAUGAUCCGGAGCCCUUGAUCAAGCUUUAUGUGGAGAAUCAGGCAGAUCCUGCAAUGCGGCUUGUAACUGAAAUGAUGAUACUUUGUGGCGAAGUUAUAGCCACUCUUGGUUCUUGCCCUGUAAGGAGUUCUGCUGUAGUUAAAAUCAUGCGUGCAGCUGAAAUGGAUUUCAGGAAGCCUAUACGCCAUGGGGUUUUAGGACUUCCUGGUUAUGUGCAGUUCACAUCUCCCAUCCGAAGAUAUAUGGAUCUCCUUGCACACUAUCAGGUGAAAGCUUUUGUUAGGGGAGAUUCUCCUCCUUUCUCAGCGGGUCAGCUGGAAGGGAUGGCAUCUAUGAUAAACAUGAAUGCUCGGGUAGUAAGAAAGAUCUGCAACAGCAAUCUUCGAUAUUGGAUAAUAGAAUACUUAAGAAGGCAACCGAAGGAGAAAAGGUUUUCUGCUUUGGUCCUCAGAUUCAUCAAAGAUAGAGUUGUAGCAAUACUCUUGACGGAGGUUGGAUUACAAGCUUCUGUUUGGGUAUCUGUCGGAGUACAGGUUGGUGAUGAAGUAAAAGUUCGAGUGGAAGAAGCACUUCCACGCGAUGAUAUUCUCACUCUGAAGGAGGUUCAAGGAAUAUAA
Fraxinus pennsylvanica is the source of this 2334-nucleotide messenger RNA. The record is from the annotation of a GenBank genome assembly. Lineage: Eukaryota; Viridiplantae; Streptophyta; Magnoliopsida; Lamiales; Oleaceae.